Molecule: messenger RNA, 3194 nt
Organism: Dunckerocampus dactyliophorus (ringed pipefish)
Lineage: Eukaryota; Metazoa; Chordata; Actinopteri; Syngnathiformes; Syngnathidae
Gene: gpbp1l1
Product: GC-rich promoter binding protein 1-like 1
Exons: 12
Coding region: 1354-2832 (492 amino acids)
Biological process (GO): DNA-templated transcription; positive regulation of DNA-templated transcription
Cellular component (GO): nucleus
Molecular function (GO): DNA binding; RNA binding
Source: RefSeq, a predicted model, not a curated record
GCGCCAGUGGUAAGCGCACAGAAAACCCAAACAAACACCAAUAGCAGCACUGCCAGGGCAUUCUACUCACACCGGAGUGUCACUUCGUUGUUAUUUGAAGACUUAAUGCGCCCUCGAGUCUAUUAAAGGUUGCUCUGCUCCGAAGAAGGUGCAGAUACUUGUGGAACACCAGGGAAACCAUCAGAAAACUGCUUUGUCAAACAAAAGGAAUUUGGACACCUUUUUUCCAUAAUCCUCAGUUUUUUUUCCUGCUCCAGGAAAAGUUAAAGACAAUUAGUAAAUAAUAUUGAAGAGUGGUUGACAUAUGGCAGCCUUUUGCUUGGUUUCUGAGCUGGCCUAUCUAUGAAAACAAGAGUUUCCCCUCUUUCUUCUUCAUCCAGAAAACUACACAUAGUUAAACGGGCAUUUUCACAAAUGUGAAAGCACAUCCUGCAACGAUAAAGACACCAUUAUUAUGCAUCACCCAGCAAGAUCUCCAUUUCACUAACCAGAAAUGAAAAUGAUAGCAAUGUAACACAGGUCCGAUUUCCUUCAUUGUCAUGUGACUUUGAAUCAGUGAGCAUUGUUUCCUUCCAACUCUGGCAGUCUUUUUUUUUUCCACCACAUUAAUGAGGUGAGCAGUGGGUUUUAGUCACCUCCAUUGCCUACAAAAGACUGUCCCUGAACUCUUUUUUUUUUCUGCGUGUGUUUCACUAGAUUCUAAAAUGAUUCGGUAAAAAGUUGAAUUGAUGCCAAAAACCUACUGGCCCACACAGUGUGGCAGGAUAACGCGUGUUUGGUUCUCCCCGACUUGGUGUCAAAGUGGAACUGCUACAAAGCCCUUCUCCACACUUGGACAAGAACACGACCUGGCUCUUGCGCUCCAGUGGGACUAAUACCCUCUAAAAAUAAAAGUUUUCAAUUCUGGCCCAGGAAAUGGCCCAACUGGAUCAGUGAAGACAACUUCAGAAGUUUACCUGGACUAUAAACCGUAGCACUUGGGACAGGAUUCACCUGGGAGUUGCGCAGGAUUAAAGUUCCUCGGAGACCACUGCGCUUUGGCUUUCGGAAAGCCCUCAACUUCCUAGUUGGGCCAGUUUUCUCGAUCACCAUUCCUGCAAUCCCUUGACCCAUCUCCCAGUGUUCCACUCUGGACGAAGGUAUCGGCCUGUGGGAAAAGGGGCUGUCCUGUCCUGGCAGAAGUUUCGAGGUGCUAGUCAUUGUGCCGCUCCCUGUCUGUCAGCGCCAGCGGGCCUGAAGAACCGAGCCCUGACUGACAGAGGGAGGAGGCCGAGGACUUCAGAGCCACUGACUCUGGGAUCCUGGCCAUGAGGUUUGAUGCCUCGAUCCACUGACCAGAAACACUGGACCUAAAUGGCGCAGCAUGACUUUGUCCCUGCCUGGCUUAACUUCUCCACACCCCAGCCUGCCAAGUCCCCUGCAGCCACCCUUGAUAAACAAGGUGAACCUCACCAUCACAGAGAGGGCAGAAAUGCUGUGAGCCGCCGGCGCCACAACUCUUCUGAUGGCUUCUUCAACAAUGGCUCCCUGCGCGCUCCAACAGGUGAUGGAUGGCAGCAGCCCUCGUUGCUUUUGAGACACGACUCUGUGGAUUCGGGGGUGGCCAAAGGUGGGCACAGUGGGCUGGCAGGAGGCUCGUGUUGGAAGGAUGCACCCAACUGGCAUGGAGGUCUGCGGGGUGCCCAGGACAGCCACCACCACCAGGGACGCCACCCGAAACGGGGAGGGGGCGACAGGGACAGGCAGGGAGGGCACCGGCAGCGCAAUGGUAACUUCCAUCCCCGUAAGGGCACCUCAUACCAGGACAAGUUUCCCAAUGAAGAACGCAAAGACAGCAAGGACGACAAGCUGAAGUUUGUGGAAGAGGACUUUCCUUCCCUCAACCCUGAAACAACUGGAAAGCCUGGAACUCAGAUGAGAACAGUGGCUCCCCAUGCUGGAGUGUGGGAAAAUCCCCCGAGCGGCAAGCAGAUGGUGUCCAAAAUGUUAGUUAUCAAGAAGGUUUCGAAGGAGGACCCCAGCACUGCCUUCUCUGCGGGCUUCGCCAGUGCCGGCGCCUUGCCUGCCAAUGGCGCUAAAGCUCCUAUCACCGGCUCAAGCGUCUACAAGAAUCUGGUCCCAAAGCCUGCUGUGGCCCCCACCAAAAGCACCCAGUGGAAAGCCGGCGGUAGAGAGAUUGCCAAGUCUAGCCGAGAUUCCGUCUUUACCAACCCCGUUUCUGCUGCCAAACCCAGCACCCCGGUCAGUGCACCACAGCACAACACCCCUAAGGAGCACCCUUCCAGCACGACUCCUCCCAUCGACAUUGCCCCGUCAAGGCUGAAGCUGAUGCGGCGCGGUCCGGACCGAAAGAGCGAAUUCCUGCGAGCUCUGAAGGACGAGGGCACUGGAGAGCUGACGACAAGCAGCAGCCCGGGAACAUCGGGAGAGGGUGAAAGUAGCACCCCUGAGCCCAAAGCCUACAGUGAGGAUGUCUGCCAUGAGAAUGGGCUGUCCUACUCCCUCAGCGACUCUGACACGGAACACCUGUCCAGCUCCCUGGAGGCUGAGCACAGGUUGCUGAAGUCCAUGGGCUGGCAGGAGUACCCCGAAAACGAUGACAACUUCCUGCCUCUGACAGAAGACGAGCUGAAAGAGUUCCAGACAAAAACCGAGCAGCUGAAGAGGAACGGCCUGCAGAGGAACGGGGUUCUGCCGAGGGCACGGGGCGUCACCCUCCACUUCACCCCCUGGAGGAGUGUGGCAGAGGCGCACGUCGAGGAGGGCUCAGAGUCUGAAACCAGUAGCAGCAGCCAGACUUCUGACGACGACGACGACUGCAUCAAAUCCUAACGUGGCUUUACGGAACAAAAAGAAAAAAAUAAACAACACAACAGCCAACACCACAUCUCAGCAAGCGACCUGCCCUCCUUCCUCUCUCAUCUUUGUUUUUAGAGCACCAUUUUGAAUUUCUUUUGAUUUAUUUUUUUUUUUGUUGUUGUUCUUGCACAAGGGAAAAACCAAUCAUAUCCCAGUGAAGGGGGAGAUUUCUGCUCUGCCAGACGUUGUUUUCCCUGCGUUUCCUCCUUCACUGCAAUCCCGCCCUCUCUGAACCUGCCCCCCCUCCUCCUUUUUCUUCCUCGCUUUGUGGAACUGAAGUGUUCAUCAAGAAAAAGAAGGGCAAUGAAUGCACACUUGAUUCUGCUUUAAACAGA